This is a messenger RNA of Lepus europaeus (European hare), 948 nucleotides long. RefSeq names its product olfactory receptor 4F6-like. The transcript has a single exon. Bases 10 to 948 code for a protein of 312 amino acids. Gene Ontology annotation, molecular function: G protein-coupled receptor activity; olfactory receptor activity. NCBI's taxonomy places the organism in Eukaryota, Metazoa, Chordata, Mammalia, Lagomorpha, Leporidae. Gene Ontology annotation, biological process: G protein-coupled receptor signaling pathway. Gene Ontology annotation, cellular component: membrane. The record is from RefSeq and is a predicted model, not a curated record.
UCCAAGUCAAUGGACCAAGUAAACGACACUGUGGUAACUGAAUUUGUGCUGCUGGGACUUGCACAAUCCUUGGGAGCAAGGCUUGUCCUUUUUCUCUUCCUGUUACUGUUCUUUGUGGGAAUUAUCCUAGGAAAUCUUCUCAUUGUGCUCACAGUUGUCUUGGACCCUCACUUACACUCACCCAUGUACAUCCUACUGGCCAACCUGUCACUCAUUGACGUGGGUCUUUCCUCCACCACAGUUCCUAGGAUUAUCUCUGAUAUUCUUAGUGAUUGUACAGUCAUCUCCUUCCGUAACUGCAUGAUACAAAUGUUCUUUAUUCAUGUCAUGGGAGGAGUUGAGAUGCUGCUUCUCAUAGCCAUGGCAUAUGACAGAUACACAGCAAUUUGCAAGCCUCUUUACUAUCUAACUAUUAUGAAUCCCAAAAUGUGUGUGCUCUUGAUAGUAACUGCUUGGGUUAUUGGGGUAAUUCAUGCUGUGUCUCAGUUUGUUUUUGUUAUAAAUUUACCCUUCUGUGGCCCUAACAAUGUGGGAAGUUUUUAUUGUGAUUUUCCAAGAGUUAUUAAACUUGCAUGCAUGGACACUUAUAGGCUAGAAUUCGUGGUCACUGCCAAUAGCGGCUUCAUCUCUAUGGGUACUUUCUUUCUCCUAAUUGUAUCGUAUAUUUUUAUUCUGGUCACUGUCAGACAAAAUUCUUCCAAUGAUUUAUCCAAAGCGUUCUUUACUUUGUCUGCUCACAUCACUGUAGUGGUGUUGUUUUUUGCUCCAUGCAUGUUUCUCUAUGUUUGGCCUUUCCCUACUAAGUCAUUGGAUAAAUUUUUUGCCAUUGUGGACUUUGUUGUUACCCCUGUCUUAAAUCCUGCCAUCUAUACUUUAAGGAACAAAGAUAUGAAGUUGGCAAUGAGAAGGCUGAGUCAGCAAGUUACAAGUUCUAUGGAGAUGACAUGA